This is a messenger RNA of Drosophila grimshawi, 5554 nucleotides long. RefSeq names its product toll-like receptor 6 (gene Toll-6). Gene Ontology annotation, molecular function: protein binding. NCBI's taxonomy places the organism in Eukaryota, Metazoa, Arthropoda, Insecta, Diptera, Drosophilidae. Gene Ontology annotation, cellular component: extracellular matrix. The record is from RefSeq and is a predicted model, not a curated record. Gene Ontology annotation, biological process: signal transduction.
GCACGUACGCAUGCAACACACACAAACGUGAACCGUUACCAAUAAAAUACAUCAAAAAAAAAAUCAAAAAUUCAGUGAUAUUAGAACGUUUUUUCGUGUGUCGCGUAUGGGCAGCAAUUAAAAUUCACACAAGGUUCCUACACUCAACAAAACCAGUCGCGAGUUAAACACGAACGAGCAACAAAUCGAAUCCGAAGCGUAACACGAAAGUGCAAAGAAUGUAAAGUAAACCAAGUUUGUUCAGUUUUGGCAACGCCAAUUAUAAUUAACUGUACUGUGUGCAAAAGGCCGAGCGGAAACAGCGGAGAAAAAAAAAAAGAAAAAAUGUGCGCAGUCAUCCUGUUGUUGGCCAACAGCAAGUGGAAUUGAUUCUCAUUUCAUUCUACCAAUUAUUUUUGGUUUCGUUCGUUUUAAUAAAAAUCCCUUACCCUCCUCCCCACCACCUCCAAAAAGAAGAGGAUUCAACCAUCCUCAGAUAAAUAUAGAAAUAUGAAAAUGCAGUUGAAUCCAAUGUGCCUCUUACGCCUGCUGCUGUUGCAACUCUUGGUUGCACGAGGCAGCUGCAGCGUUAGCAGCAGUCCGGAUGCCACACAUUCUUCCUCCUCCUCAUCCUCUUCCUCGGAGUCCGUGUCCGUGUCGAGCAGCAAGCAUCAUCAGCAGCAGCAGCAGCAAUCGCACUCCAAUGCCAUCAUGGGCGAGGCUGGAGUUUCCCACACACAGCUGUUGCAGCCACAGACGCCGCCACGCACCCUGCGCCCCAUUUCUGGCGGAGAUGCGGCCCUGUACGAUGCGCCCGACGACUGCCAUUUCAUGCCCGCUGCGGGCCUGGAACAGCCGGAAAUUGCGCUGACCUGCAAUCUGCGAACGGUGAACAGUGAAUUCGAUACGACAAAUUUUAGUGUGAUCCCCGCCGAGCACACAAUCGCCCUGCACAUCUUGUGCAACGACGAGAUUAUGGCUAAGAGUCGCCUCGAGGCGCAAUCCUUUGCCCAUUUGGCCCGACUCCAACAGCUGACCAUUCAAUACUGCAAACUGGGCAAACUGGGACGUCAGGUGCUGGAUGGCUUGGAGCAGCUGCGAAAUCUCACCCUGCGCACCCACAAUAUCCUGUGGCCAGCGCUCAACUUUGAGAUCGAGGCGGAUGCGUUUGCGGUUACCAGGCAGCUGGAGAGAUUAGAUUUGAGCUCGAACAACAUUUGGUCGUUGCCCGAUAAUAUAUUCUGUGCGUUAUCCGCGCUGUCUGCUCUGAAUAUGAGUGAGAACCGGCUGCAGGACGUCAACGAGUUGGGCUUCAGGGAUCGCAGCAAGGAGUCACCCACCUCCACAGAGUCCAGCUCCAGUUCCAGCUCUGGUUCCACUACGGAGGCGGGCAGGCGUUCGAUUAGCUCCUGCAGUCUGGACUUGGAGCUGCUCGACGUCAGUUUCAAUCAUUUUGUGCUGUUGCCCGCCAAUGGGUUUGGCACAUUACGUCGCCUGCGUGUGCUCCAUGUGAACAACAAUGAGAUCUCAAUGAUUGCGGACCGGGCAUUGAGUGGCCUAAAGAAUCUGCAGGUGCUCAAUCUCAGUUCCAAUAAGAUCGUUGCUUUGCCCUCCGAAUUGUUUGCGGAGCAGUCGAAAACCAUCCAGGAGGUCUAUCUGCAGAACAACUCCAUCAGUGUGCUGAGUCCGCAGCUCUUCUCCAAUCUGGACCAGCUGCAGGCAUUAGAUCUGUCCUUCAAUCAAAUCACCUCCACGUGGACAGAUCGCAAAUUUGUGGGUCUCAUUCGACUUGUGCUGCUGAAUCUUUCCCACAACAAGUUGACCAAACUGGAACCGGAAAUCUUUCGCGAUUUGUACACGCUACAGAUUCUCAAUUUGCGCCACAAUCAACUGGAGAACAUUGCUGCGGACACCUUUGCUCCGAUGAAUAAUCUCCAUACUCUGCUCCUCUCGCACAACAAGCUCAAGUAUCUGGAUGCAUAUGCUCUCAAUGGACUCUAUGUGCUCUCGCUGCUCUCGCUGGACAAUAAUGCGCUGAUUGGUGUUCAUCCUGAGGCGUUUAGGAACUGCAGCGCUCUGCAGGAUCUCAAUCUGAAUGGAAAUCAGCUGAAGACGGUGCCAUUGGCACUGAGGAAUAUGCGCCUGUUGCGCACCGUAGAUCUGGGGGAGAACAUGAUUGCCGUGCUCGAGGAGAAUGCAUUCAAGGGAUUGGGCAAUUUGUAUGGACUGCGUCUGAUUGGCAACUAUCUGGAGAAUAUAACGAUGCACACAUUUCGAGAUCUGCCCAGCCUGCAGAUACUGAAUCUGGCGAGGAAUCGCAUAGCUGUCGUCGAACCCGGUGCCUUCGAGAUGACCUCCAGCAUUCAGGCCAUUCGCCUCGAUGGCAACGAUCUGGCGGAGAUUAAUGGACUCUUUAGUAAUAUGCCUUCGCUGCUCUGGCUGAAUAUCUCCGAUAAUCGGCUGGAAAGCUUCGAUUAUGGCCAUGUGCCGAGCACCCUGCAAUGGCUCGAUCUGCACAAGAAUCGCUUGGGUCUGCUGUCGAAUCGCUUUGGCCUAGAUGCCGAACUGCGACUGCAAACUCUCGAUGUUAGCUUCAAUCAGCUGCAACGCAUCUCAGCCGCCUCUAUACCGAACUCCAUUGAGCUGCUCUUCCUCAACGACAAUCUGAUCACAACUGUGGAUCCAGACACAUUCAUGCACAAGCUGAACCUGACCCGAGUAGAUCUUUAUGCCAAUCAAAUAACCACCUUGGACAUAAAGUCUUUGCGCAUAUUGCCUGUGCCGGAGCAUCGGGCACUGCCCGAAUUCUAUAUUGGGGGGAAUCCCUUCACCUGUGACUGCAACAUUGACUGGCUGCAGAAGAUCAAUCACAUCACGUCGCGUCAAUAUCCACGCAUCAUGGAUCUGGAGACAAUCUACUGCAAGCUGCUCAACAAUCGGGAGCGGGCCUAUAUUCCACUGCUGGAGGCGGAGCCAAAGCACUUCCUGUGCACCUACAAGACGCACUGCUUUGCCGUCUGUCAUUGCUGCGAAUUCGAUGCCUGCGACUGUGAGAUGACCUGUCCCACCAAUUGCACCUGCUUCCACGACCAGACCUGGUCGACUAACAUUGUGGAGUGCUCCGGUGCCGGCUACUCGGAGAUGCCACGUCGUGUCCCCAUGGACACCACCGAGCUCUAUAUCGAUGGUAACAAUUUUGUGGAACUGGCGGGUCAUUCAUUUCUCGGCCGGAAGAAUCUGGCCGUGCUCUAUGCGAACAAUUCGAAUGUGGCACAUAUUUACAACACGACGUUUAGUGGAUUGAAGCGUCUACUUGUGCUGCACCUUGAGGAUAAUCACAUUGUCGCACUGGAGGGCAAUGAGUUCCACAAUCUGGAGAAUCUGCGGGAGCUUUACCUACAAUCGAAUCGCAUUGCGAGCAUUGCCAAUGGCAGUUUCCAGGUGCUGCGAAAACUGGAAGUGCUCCGACUCGAUGGGAAUCGCCUGCUGCACUUUGAAGUUUGGCAGCUGGCCGCGAAUCCCUACCUAGUCGAGAUCAGUCUGGCGGAUAAUCAAUGGAGCUGCGAGUGUGGCUAUUUGUCCAGGUUUCGCAACUAUCUGGCUCAGAGCUCGGAGAAAAUUGUGGAUGCGGCGCGGGUCAGUUGCAUCUACAACAAUGCGACCAGUGUGCUGCGCGAGAAGAACGGGACGAAGUGCACCCUGCGCGAUGGCGUUGCCCACUAUAUGCACACCAAUGAGAUUGAGGGAUUGCUUCCACUGCUUCUGGUUGCCACUUGUGCCUUUGUCGGCUUCUUUGGGCUCAUCUUUGGACUCUUCUGCUAUCGCCAUGAGUUGAAGAUGUGGGCGCAUUCCAGCAGCUGCCUGUUGACCACCUUCUGCUAUCGUUCGCCGCGAUUCGUAGACCAGCUGGACAAGGAGCGACCGAAUGAUGCCUACUUUGCCUACAGUCUGCAGGACGAGCACUUUGUCAAUCAGAUUCUGGCCAAUACCCUCGAGAGUGACAUUGGCUAUCGCCUGUGUCUGCAUUAUCGCGAUGUCAACAUCAAUGCAUAUAUUACGGAUGCUCUGAUUGAGGCUGCUGAGAGUGCUAAGCAGUUUGUCCUGGUGCUCUCCAAGAAUUUCCUGUACAACGAGUGGACGCGUUUCGAGUACAAGAGUGCGCUCCACGAGCUGGUGAAGCGGCGGAGACGUGUCGUCUUCAUCCUGUACGGUGACUUGCCACAACGGGAUAUCGAUUUGGAUAUGCGACACUAUCUGCGGACGAGCACAUGUAUCGAGUGGGAUGACAAGAAGUUCUGGCAGAAGCUGCGACUCGCACUGCCUCUGCCCCAUGGACGGGGCAACAAUAACAAGCGUGUCACGGGCUGUCUGGCGGCACGCAGCUCCUCGGUGAAUAUGUAUGCAACGGCACAUGAGUUUCAGGCGGGCAGCGUUGCAGGCGUCCCAGUGCCCGUUGCAGCUGCUGCACGCAUCGCUGACAAGCUGUAUGCGGACUGUGGCAGCAGCAACAACUAUGCAACGAUCAAUGAGUGCGGCAGCGGGGCGGGUGUGGCAAGGGGGGGCUACAAACCAAUACCGACAACGGCAGCAGCUGCCGCAGCCGCCUGCAAAUUUAACACCAUGAAUCAGCUGACCAAGAAACAGCGCGAACUGAGCGUAGCAGGCAUGGCCAAGACCCUGGAGCAUCAGCACCACCACAAUCCACAGCAACAGCAGCAGCAGCAACAGCAACAGCAGCAACAGUUGCAGCUACAACAGCAACAUCGACGCAGCCAGCACGAGUAUGCGGUGCCAGCGUAUUUGGCAGCUGGACAGGCGCCUGCCUACGACAGCGUUGACUAUGCUAAGCAGCCGCUGCGAGGGGCAAGUGGCAACAAUUGUGAAUGCAUUGGCACCGCCAAGCGGCUGGUGAAGGGGCAGGCUCCGGUGUUGGCUAGCUCGUUCAGCUCGAACUUUGUGGCGCCCGCGGUCAGUGCGGGUGCGUACAACUGCAAGAAACCGUGCAACUGCAACGCCGACGAUGAGCUGCUCUGUGGCUGCGGGGGGUUGGAGAGUGGCAGUGCCACACAGAGCAGCGGCACAAUGAGUAGCAGCAGCAACAACAGUCGACUGCCGGAGUUGACGCACUAUGAAUCCAAUCUGAGUCUGAAUGAGCUGGAUGAUGGUGGCGCCACCAAGCCGUUGCACGACCUGUGGGCGUAACCAUGCCACUAAACCAGUGAAUUUAUCGGCCAGGCAAACUAACCGCAAACACUUAAACUAAAAUUUAUAUUAAAUGCAAAGCGAAAAUCGAAAACCGUAUAAUUAAUAAGAAAAAUGAGAGGAGGAAGAGAAGAGAAGAAAGCAUAGCAUACAUUUUGGGGCAGUGGCACAGACUGAUACUUUUAGUUGUUUGAAUUAAUUGAUUUACUUGUACAUAAAAAAAGAAUAAUGAAAACUAUAAAACCUACACAAUUGAUAUUCUAACAAGAGGUUCGAUAAUUUAUUACCUUGUAUAAAUAUAUAAAUGAAAAUUAAUUAAACAUAGGCAUUUGUACAUACAAGACUAUAUAUUAAAUUAUUAAAGCAUUAAUUA